AUGCCAAACAUUACUGUCACAGUACACUCAACCGCAGUUAAUGUCCCAUUCGAUGCACAUCGUGCAGCUGAGCAAGCCGACAAUCUGAAUCAACAGGUGGAGAGUUUGAAUGCAUGCAUCGCCAAUGAGCCUGUUGUGGAUGAUUCAGAUAACCAGUGGAUGGGUGUUGAGGAUGAAGCUACCCACCAAUUCCCUGAUACGCAACCUUGGGUGCCAUUUCAAUCUCGCCUAGACUUCAAGGUAGCUGAACUUGCUCAUGAAGCUGCCCUUAGCCAGCCUCAAAUUGACCGGCUGAUCAACCUUUUGCAUCGCUCGAAGCAGGAUUCAGAGUCUUUCACCCUCCGCAACUACAAAGAUGUUCGGAACACAUUUACAAAGCAAACAAUCCAAGUGCCUUACAAUGGGGUUGAUCAAGAAUUCACCCUUUGCUACCGGGACUUAUGGGACUGGGCAUGCGACCUCCUUCGAGACCCUUAUAUUGGCCCCCAAUUUACCUUUGACGCUCAACGCCUGUCAAAGUUUGAUGGGAAUACAUUUGUGAGAUUUAUCGAUGAGCCUUGGACUGCAGAUAGGUUUUGGGAGGCUCAGUCAUCUAUGCACGGCCAUGCAAAGCCACUUGCAUUUAUCCUCUAUGCAGAUAAGGCAAAGUUGUCUUCCUUUGGUCGCAAAAAAGGCUACCCUGUGAUUGCCUGUAUUGCAAACCUCCCAGCAUCCAUCCAAAAUGGCGAAGGGGUUGGUGGCGGUCGAGUUGUCGCAUGGCUCCCCAUUGUCAAAGAUGAUCCCUCGAAGUCGGGAAACCCAAAAUUUGCGGAUUUCAAAGUGGCGGUUUGGCAGGAGUCCUUCAAGCUCAUACUCAAGUGUCUUAGAUCGAAGAGGAAGCAUGGUGGAUGGGUUGAGUGUUGGGAUAAACUUCAACGCCUUUUCUUUCCUUUUGUCCCGAUCUUGUCUGCAGACUACAAGGAGCAAUGUGUUAUGUCCCUGAUCCAUGGAGUCAUGGGAAAAUUUCUGUGUCCCAUUUGCUUGGUUCCCCAUGACGAGUUACAUAGUCUGUUGGACACCUGGCCACUUUGCACAUGUCGCAAUUCUGUUCGCCUGCUCAGGAAGGCAAGAAGGAAGACCACUAAGGCAAAAGAUGUUGAACUUCUGGACGUCUUUCAUGCCCUUUGUUUUGACCGCCUACAUACCCACCAUGAAGGACUGUGGGGGAAACACUUGUGGAUCGAGCUGCAAAAAUGGAUUAAUGAAGCCGGUAGACAAGCUGCGACUAUGAUAGAUGAAGGGUUUGCAGCAGCGCCAAGGUGGUGGAAUCUCAACCACUUCAAGGAAGUCAUGGGAAUUAGCUUCGCUGACGGGACAAAGUACGAAGACAUAUUAAAGUUGAUCGUGUUUGUUGCUCAUGACAUACUCGAUCCUGAAGUACACAAGCAAGGAUAUCUCCUCCUUCAAUGUAUUCGAGCCCAUUUAGAUGUAGACAUGUUCGCAGCUCUUGAAGUGCACACCAUGGAGACCCUUGCUGCUGGUCGAGCCGCUCUUGGUGAGUUUUCUAGACUCAUGGAUAAUUGGAAUUUUCCAAAGGAUCACUUAGCUGUUCACCUUUUUGACGAUAUCAAGGCCAAAGGAGUUACUCGGAAUUUCAACACCAAACCAAAUGAGAAAGCACAUAGACCCCUGAAAAAAUAUUACCAGCUCCGAACAAAUUUCAAACAAGUUGCAGACCAGAUCUUACGUGCAGACCAUUGGAGCCUUGUAUCGGCAUGGAUUUGCUAUCGCCUCAAUGAUCUCAAUGACUAUAACGCAAGAAAGGAAGUGAGUGCUCUUGGUGGUUCAGAUUUGGAUUUGGACACAGAUGACACAGCCCUGGACGAGAGAGUUACACCUAGAUUGGAGUCCACUGGCAGCUUUCAUAUCAAGCUUGGUUCAUGUCAGCAUAUAUCCUCGAUAAAUGCCAUUCAGCAAGCACACCUCGAAGACCCAGCAUUUCAUCAGUUUCAUACCAAAAUUAACCGCUUUCUUAACACGAUACCCAUCAUUACACGGAAUGGACAUGUUGCACUUGAAUUGGGUGCUGAUACAAAUUCCAGUUACUUGCAAGCAAACUUCGAGUCGACGGUUGAUUUUUGGACAUCAAAAGACUACCUCCACUGCUCCCCGAUGUUCCACAAUGUGCCGAGAUAUGACUCCGUCAUUAUCAGGACCCAAGAUGGGAUCAUCUUUGGUCACUUGAUCUUCAUAUUCAUGUGCUUGGUUGGAGAUGCAAGUUACCCCAUGGCUCUCAUUCAUCCUUGUGAAGCCCCUAUUCCAAAUUGA
Suillus paluster is the source of this 2307-nucleotide messenger RNA. RefSeq lists its product as uncharacterized. The coding region runs from base 1 to 2307 and encodes 768 amino acids. The record is from RefSeq and is a predicted model, not a curated record. The transcript has 14 exons. Lineage: Eukaryota; Fungi; Basidiomycota; Agaricomycetes; Boletales; Suillaceae.